GCCUCGCCCCUCCUCCGGCCGUGCCGCAGGGUUUGGUUGACUCUCUGCAGUGUAGCGCUCGGCAUUUGAGGCGGAGUGGGAGUACUUUGUGUGCGCUGGGGGAGUGGGAGACUGUGUCCCCGGUGUCAGGUACUGCCCCUGUCUGAGCGUGCUGCCUAUCACCAGUUUUGCCCAGAGAGGUCCUAUCCUCUGAAGAAUUCCUUGUAAUUUCCACGACAUGGCCGGGAGAGGAGCCGCUAGGCCAAACGGUCAGUCACAGGCCAGUAAAAUCUGCCAGUUCAAGCUAGUGCUGCUUGGAGAGUCUGCUGUGGGAAAGUCUAGUCUGGUGUUGCGUUUUGUGAAAGGACAGUUUCAUGAAUUCCAAGAGAGUACAAUUGGCGCUGCUUUCCUCACUCAGUCCGUGUGCUUGGAUGAUACGACAGUAAAAUUUGAGAUUUGGGACACAGCAGGACAAGAACGAUACCAUAGUCUGGCGCCUAUGUAUUACCGGGGGGCUCAGGCUGCAAUUGUGGUGUAUGACAUCACCAACCAGGAAACCUUUGCUAGGGCAAAAACCUGGGUUAAGGAGCUACAGAGACAAGCCAGUCCUAACAUUGUGAUAGCUCUUUCGGGGAACAAGGCAGAUCUCACUAACAAACGCAUGGUUGAAUAUGAAGAGGCCCAGGCAUAUGCAGAUGACAACAGUUUGCUGUUCAUGGAAACCUCAGCCAAGACAGCGAUGAAUGUCAAUGAUCUGUUCCUUGCAAUAGCUAAGAAGUUGCCAAAAAAUGAGCCCCAGAACACCAGUGGGGCUACAGGUCGGAACCGAGGAGUAGAUCUUCAUGAGCAGUCGCAACAAAAUAAGAGCCAGUGUUGCAGCAACUAAGAGUGGAAGACAGAGAGUGAAGGGGGAGCCAACAUACGAUUAUAACCUCUAUUCCUGCAUCUGUCCAUCUGUCCUCCAGAAAUACAACUUAAUAACCUUCCAGCACUCCUCCGCCAGGACCUUUCCCUUCGCACAACUACUCCACCGGGUAACAGCACACAUGGAAACAAACGAACCAGCUUGAAACCCCCAGCCCUACACCGUCUCAGCCCUGGAAAAGCUCCUUGUUAACUCUACUUUUUGUGUGUUCUAUUUUCUUUGUUUUUUGGGGUUUUCUUUACACUUCCCACAAACACACUCAAACUAUUCUUGGUGGCACAGCAAAGAAAUGCGCAGGAACUAUGCCUUUUCAAUAGAGCAAAUCUUGCAAACAAACUCUAAAUACUUUGUAAUAUAGCUACAUAGUGACUUUAUUAUUGAUCUUUUCAUUUCUUAUAGUUUCGGCUUUAUGUAUCCCAUUUGCAGGCCUUCAAACUUCAAUGGCGCCUACACAAAACAGAAUUUACCACUUGUAAACUUUUUUUUUUUUUGUUUCUUGCUACAAAGCUACCAAAUGUCUUUUAUUUGUGUGCCUGCACUUUGACCGUUGUGGAUGGUAAAUAAUCCAUCCACUUUGACCCUUUGCACACAUGACUGAAAACCAUGAAGAGUGGUUGCAUAAAUGAUGGUUUAUCUAUUAUUUUAAGCAAAAGAACUCCAGUCGGUUUUGUCCUUCUAGCUUGUUUAGGAGAGUACAAGCAUCUUUGCUUUACUCAUUCACGUUUGAGGUCUUUGUUAACAAGCAGGUUUCUGAUUCCUUUUUUACGUACAGGUUUGGAACACCCUUGCUUCCGUCUUUGGUGAAAUGGUUAUCAUAUGGAACCCUUUUCUGGCUUUAAAAGUGUGUAGUCUAAAACAGAUGUGUUCACAAGGCAAUUUGUAAGUCACUUGUACCAACAGUAUUGUACACAUAGAUAUUUACUAGCUGGUGUGAACUGCCUAGGCUUUUAUUUCUUUUGUAAUUUAAGUUUCACUCCAAAUUUGUGUUCUACCACUUUUAAAAGGCAGGUAAUUUGGGUGUUUUUAUCAGGGGAAUUUAUAGAACAAUGUCUGUCUUUACUGGAGAACAUGAACACAUAUUGUCUGUGCUAAUCGUUGACUAAUGCCACUGGUUUAUUUAUGUGUAAAAUAGCAGUCAUGUGAUGCCAUUGAAGUGAAUAGGGUAGAGUUAUUCAUACAGUUCAUAAUUAGAAGGCUGAUAAAACUAAUUAUGGGUUAACAUAGUAUUAACUUGUAUUUUGAGUUAGUCCUAAAAGGAGCUUAGGGGUUCCUUGGGUUGACAUGAACAUUAAGAAUUGGCUUGGUGAUGCUGUUACACUGAUUCAGAAAGUAAAUGUAGUGGCUGGUGUUUGUGUGAAGAAUUUUGAUAUAACCCUAAUCCAAAUAACCUGUGUGAAAGGUUGUGAGCUGACCAUAUAUACAUGUCGUCUAAGAUACAAGAUAAUCUUUCUUCAGUGCCCAUGGUAAAAAAAAUCAGCAAAAUAUAUGUAGCUUUCUUUUCAGUCCUGGUUUUUUUACAUUGCAUUUUUUUUUUAUUUCUUGCCCCCCGUUAAACCUGUGUGUGAUUAAGUAUUGCAUAUUGGAAGAACUGCCUUGAGCAGUAUGCACUUUAGUUUACAAAUGGUUGAAAGGUUGCCUUGAAUACGUUUCUUUAAGGUUUGUUUCCUUAACCAAUGGUAUUAAGAUUGUCCAGUUAGCUCUCUAGUUUGCUGCAAUGAGGAGCUGAUCAAUGUCACUCCAUUUCAUUAGGGCUCAUCGGCAUUCCACUGAUUCUAUCUCCGCUUCUUUUCCAUACUUUUAAGAUUGUUCACAACAUCCAUGUCUCUUGCCCUGACUGUUUACAAAUUUUUAAAGGUUGUUCUCCUAAACAGAAGGAGCCGUUACUGGGCCACAAUGUACCCAAUCUAAGGCUUGAGAUACUCUUUAUUCUGUACACUAAGUGGCAUGGCAGGUAUGUGCCUUCUGCGUGUAUGGGUUUGUGUGAGUGUGAAAUAAGUGUUCAAAUUAUUGGUGGCUUUCUGGAUUGUGAGAUUAAUCUUGACUUGUGCCUUCCUUCCAAAGCUGGACUGGAGAGUUGUGAACAUGUCCUGGUAUUUAAAAACAUUUUUUAUAUAGGAAAGUCCAAAAUAUCAUAAAAUAAAAUGUACCCAGGUA
Pelobates fuscus (common spadefoot toad) is the source of this 3058-nucleotide messenger RNA. RefSeq names its product RAB5B, member RAS oncogene family (gene RAB5B). NCBI's taxonomy places the organism in Eukaryota, Metazoa, Chordata, Amphibia, Anura, Pelobatidae. The transcript has 6 exons. The record is from RefSeq and is a predicted model, not a curated record. Bases 218 to 865 code for a protein of 215 amino acids. Gene Ontology annotation, molecular function: GTPase activity; GTP binding. Gene Ontology annotation, cellular component: endosome; Golgi apparatus.